CAACAUGGACCAUAAAUAGAACAGUUAGAGAGCGCACCAUACAUCUUCAGACAAGAGUUGACCUAAUAAAAAAGACUUCACAACAAGAGUUGUUCAAACCAAGAGAUGAAGCCAUUUCCUCCCCUCCUGGCAUUGGGAUGGUGCCUGAUGUUCAGCCAGACAGCCCUGUCUACAGAGGAAAGUUUGGGUGGCCCUUUCAUUCACAGUUCAGUGGAGGAGGCAAAGAGACUUGUAGAUGAAGCAUACAAGUACUCCCGAGAAAAGAGUCUGGAGAGAGUGCGUGGGCAGUCCACCAGGCCCUCUGAUGUCCUACGUCUCCUGAAGCAGCCUGCCAGGGACACACGCUCUGCUGUACGGUCUGCAGACUACCUGGAGAACACCCUGAGACUGAUCCAUGAGAAAGUCCACAGCACGCACAGGCUGCAUAAACGCUCGCUCAAUGCAACAGACCUGCUUACAGCAGAGCAGCUAGACACCAUUGUCCGGGUAACUGGCUGUGCAGCUCGUGUCAGCAAACCCUCCUGCCACAGCACACCCAACAUGAACAAGUACCGCACAGCCACCAGCGUCUGCAACAACCUGAAGUUCCCUCGUCUUGGAGCCUCAAACACCCCCUUCACUCGUUUCCUGCCUGCUCAGUAUGACGAUGGGGUCUCUCGACCCAAAGGCUGGAACCGAAACACGAGCUUCAACAACUUUGUGCUCCCUCUGGUAAGGGAGGUCUCUAACCGUAUCCUGGCAACCAAUGACUCUGGUAUAGUGAACGAUGGCGAGUUCACACACUUUGUCACCCUCUUUGGCCAGUGGAACGACCAUGACCUGACAUUCACGCCCUUCUCUCCCAGCAUCCGCUCCUUCAGCAACGGCCUGGACUGUAACGAGAAAUGUGAACGCUCCGAGCCCUGCUUCCCUAUCCAGAUUCCUCCCAGAGACCCACGCUUGCCCACUGGCCCAGACAGCUGCAUCCCAGUCUUCCGAUCAGCGCCCGCAUGCGGCACAGGAGAGUCUGCUUUCAAUUUCGGUGGCGUGGCCACGAAGAGGGAGCAGAUCAAUUCACUGACGGCCUUCCUUGACUUGGGGCAAGUGUACGGCUCUGAGGAGGGGUUGGCACGUGACCUCCGUGACCUCACCAACAAUGGGGGCCUGCUGCGUGUCAACAAAAACUUCACAGACAAUGGGCGCGAGUUUCUACCCUUCACUAAGUUGAAGGGGAACAUGUGUUUCACCCGCAACAGAGUCACCAAUGACACCAAUGCCAGAGAGGUGCCCUGCUUCAUUGCAGGUGAUGCCCGUGUGGAUGAGAACAUAGCAUUGACAUCCAUUCACACAAUGUUCAUGCGUGAGCACAACCGUUUGGCCCGUGCCUUGAGUCGUCUCAAUCCACAAUGGGAUGCUGAGACACUCUAUCAGGAGGCUCGCAAGAUCAUGGGCGCCUACACCCAGUUGUUUGUGUUCCGGGACUACCUGCCGCACAUCGUGGGCCCAGACGCCAUGGCCCGGCAGCUGGGCCGUUACCCUGGAUACAACGAGAAUAUUGAUCCCAGCAUUGCCAACGUGUUUGCUACAGCAGCCUACCGCUUUGCCCACCUGGCCAUCCAGCCCAUUCUGUCCCGCCUGGACAGCAACUACAUGGAGAAUGCCAUGUUCCCCAAUGUGCCUCUGUUCAAGGCCUUCUUCACCCCCUGGAGGCUAAUUUUUGAGGGUGGUAUCGACCCUCUGAUCCGUGGUCUGGUGGGUCGCCCAGCAAAGCUGAACACCCAAGAUCACAUGUUGGUGGACGCUGUGAGGGAGAGACUCUUCCAGUUUGUAGAACACCUGGCUCUGGACCUGGGCUCCCUCAACAUGCAGCGUGGACGCGACCAUGGCCUGCCUGGCUACAAUGCUUGGCGUACAUUCUGUGGGCUCUCAACGCCUAGGAACGAGGCCGAGCUGGGUGCAGUUCUGAACAACAGAGACCUGGCCCGCAGACUGCUGCAGCUCUACGGCACCCCAGCUAACAUUGACGUGUGGAUGGGGGGCGUGGCUGAACCAUUUGUACGCAGGGGCCGCGUAGGGCCUCUCUUUGCCUGCCUCAUCGCCACCCAGUUCCAGAGGAUCCGCCAGGGAGACAGGCUGUGGUAUGAAAACCCAGGCGUCUUCACUUCGGCACAGAGGGUUAGCCUGAGUCGUGCCUCUCUGGGUCGGAUCAUCUGUGACAACACUGGCAUUUUGACCGUGCCGCGUGACCCCUUCAGAAUCCCUGAUAAUGGGAACAACAGACUCAUCAAGUGCAGCACUAUCCAGCAAUUAAACCUCCAAUCCUGGAGGGAGAGACCUACAGAGGCCAAACAACAGAACCAGGACCAUAACCAGCAGGAGGAUCAGAACCAGGAGCAACAACAACAGGACCAGGACAAUGAGAUCCCCUGAUUUGAGGCCCGCUUGACCCUCAGGACCCAGCAGCAACCCAACCCUGCAGUUCUCCACUUUCCAUUAUAUGUGUUGAACUACAUUUAGAAGGAAACAUUUUAUGGUAAUGUUUCAAAUAUAAAUAUAAAUAACAAAGCAGAAAUACAAACGUAACACACUUAUUAAGCUUGAUACAUAUUACUGUAUACCCAUAUUUCUUUAUGAGCAUACAAAAAUACAUAGUAGCUUUUUAUUAUAUCAAACUAAGUAGCUGGGGUUCUCAAUUUUCUCACACGGAAAUAUCACAUUCUUUAAAGGGGAAAUCAAAUAAUAACAAUAACAAAGUGGUCACCCACAACUGUUUUGGUAAAUUGCUGGGGGACGGGGCUGGGGGGGCGGGGCUGGGGCUGGGGGACGGGGCUGGGGGACGGGGCUGGAGCUCUCAAAUCUUCAACAGAGAUAUGACAUUUCUAGAUUCAUAUAAUACAUUUUGGCAGGAGUGUAGUAAGUCUUAUGAAUUAUCUUGAAUUGCAAUAAUGUAUGUCUAAGGUUGUGGGAGCAGGUAUGAACAUUUUCACAUAUCUGUGAUCAAUAGUUCUCCUCAAUUUCUUACUUCAGAUCUGUUUAAAUGUUCCUUAUUGGUUCUGAACUAUCAGGUAGAGUUUCAAUCAACCCUUGAUAUAACUUGGCAAUCAACUUCCUUGGCAGAGCAGCUUCUUUCAGUAUUUUCUCUAUGCUAUAUGCCUUAGGUUCAUCCAAAUUCUGUUGAAGUGACUGAAUAAGAUUUCUUAGUUGUAAGAACUUAAAGAAAUUGACCAUGAUUAACCCACAUUUUUCUUGUUAUCGAUUGAACGACAGUAGAGAGCCAUCAUAGCACACAUGUUAAAAAUUCACAUGCCACUUUGGAACCAGGAGUUGUAAUGAAACGCUGGAGGUCAUGUGGAGUUGUUCCAAAUAAGGGUGCCUGGCGAUAUAGUUUUCUUUGCAUUAAAAAAAAUAUAUAUUUGCAUUCUUCUAUCUGAUAUUUUGUUAUGCCAUUGUUACUGUGACUUUGUAUGUGUUGUUUACUCAUUCUGUGUCAACAAAUCAAGGAAUAGUGUAUUAAUAUUUUUUAUGCAUUUAUUUGUGCAAAAGGAAUGAAAAAGGCGACUUUAUUAAAAAAAAAAAUCUAAACGUUUACAAAUUAAAAAGUACAUUUAUAAAUAAACAAAAAUGAAAACUAGCGCUGAAUUCCUCUAUAUGCAUCUACUGUAAAUUAGCUAACAAUUCUAGUAAACAUAUUUUUUAUAAUUGUGUAAUUAGUUUAUUAAAAACAAUCUUAACAUUGUUCGGUGAGAUGUUCAAGUCAGUUAUCAACUGUUUUAUAUAUAUUAUGAAAAAAACAAAUAUUAUACAACAAAACUAUAGAAAUUAAGAUUCUGCACACUUCCUGAAUUUGGUGCUUAUUUAAAUGUGUACUGCACCUGUAUCCUUUUUCUCUGCCGCUUUUUAUGGUUUAUUUCACAAAUAUUUUCUUUUAUUGAAACACUGUAUUCAUGUGUUUUAUUGCAUAAAUAUGAACUGCAUCAGAAAAUAAACAUUCUUAACUAA
Messenger RNA from Oncorhynchus tshawytscha (Chinook salmon), 3978 nucleotides. Its product is annotated as myeloperoxidase. The record is from RefSeq and is a predicted model, not a curated record. The coding region runs from base 106 to 2409 and encodes 767 amino acids. Lineage: Eukaryota; Metazoa; Chordata; Actinopteri; Salmoniformes; Salmonidae. Gene Ontology annotation, molecular function: peroxidase activity; heme binding. The transcript has 13 exons. Gene Ontology annotation, biological process: response to oxidative stress.